This is a messenger RNA of Aspergillus niger, 1857 nucleotides long. RefSeq lists its product as uncharacterized. Bases 1 to 1857 code for a protein of 618 amino acids. The record is from RefSeq and is a predicted model, not a curated record. NCBI's taxonomy places the organism in Eukaryota, Fungi, Ascomycota, Eurotiomycetes, Eurotiales, Aspergillaceae. The transcript has 3 exons. Gene Ontology annotation, molecular function: thiamine pyrophosphate binding; carboxy-lyase activity; magnesium ion binding.
AUGGAAGGGAGGGCUGUUCUUCGCAUUUCUGGCGAUGAAGUCAUAUCUUCUCCUGUCAGUCUAACUCCACAAUUGCAACCGCAGUUCCGUCCAGACGAGUUCAAUGUCGGAACUAGGUUGGCGUACCGGUUGGAGGAGCUGGGAGUUACGGAUUAUUUUGCAGUACCUGGCGACUUCAACCUGGGCUUACUUGACGAAAUACUGAAGAAUCGGUCCAUACGCAUGAUUGGAUGCUGCACUGAGUUAAAUGCCGGCUAUGCUGCAGACGGUUACGCUCGAUCUUCGCCGGGGAAAGUCGCUGUGGUUUUCAUAACUUUCAUGGUGGGUGGACUUUCUUUGAUUAACGCCAUUGCUGGUGCCUAUUCGGAAGGUCUGAGGGUAGUGGUCAUAUCCGGCUGUCCGCCCCAGAAAACAUUCAGAGAUGAGCGAUUGGUCCACCAUACGUUAGGCACUAAGAACAAAGACCAAGUCUUACGAAUGUUCAAAGAAGUUACGGCAUUGUCGGUGCGCAUAACAAGCGAACAUGAACCUGCGGAGGCUCUUGAUAAUGCGAUUCGCUGCUGUUUGGAAGCAUCACGUCCAGUGUACAUUGAGAUUCCUACCGACAUUGCCCAGGAGCCUUGCGAAUCUCCUGGCUCCCUCCUGAUCAAUAUUUCCAGGCGAUUCGAGAUGAGCCACGCCCUCAACGUUGUUGAUGCAAUCAUAAAAUGUUGGAAUGCAGUGAAAAAACCGGUUUUACUGGUUGGGGCCCAUGCGCGCCAAGCUCUUCUUCCUGAUAUGUUGGUCUCUCUCAUCGAUAAACUCGGUUGUCCAGUUCUAGUCCAGCCUGACGCCAAGUCCCUUGUGCCUGAAGACCAUCACCAUUUCCUGGGCACAUUUUGGUCCAGCGCAAGCGAGCAAAAAUGUCACAAAACAUUCAAGGCCUCUGAUUUAUGGAUCAUGGUUGGAUGUCGUUGGACUGACUAUCACACACUGGGCUGCCUUGACAUGGAAAAAGAAACUCACCGUAUCCUCGACCUUCAGGACGGAUUUGUCACGACUCCUAGUGGUGAGAGCUUUGCAGGCAUACCGCUCAACGAGUUGAUAAACGUCAUCACUCAGUCAGAUAUCCACCACAAAGAAAUCACGAUACCCAAUGGGGUCGUCCAAACUACUAAGGUCAAACGAGCUACCAUAGAGACCUCAAGUCUGUCGCUCUCCAGCAUCCUCAGUGGGAUACAGGACAUGAUAAAAUCCGAGAAUUCCGUCAUUGCUGACACUGGCGAUAGCUGGUUCAAUGCCCAAAUGAUCAAAUUGCCCUGGGGAGCCGACUACCAGAUGCAAAUGGUGUAUGGUUCGAUCGGGUGGAGCCUUCCAGCGACCCUUGGUUAUCAGCUUGGCCGGCCAGACCAACGAACCAUACUGAUGAUCGGAGACGGUAGCUUUCGCAUGACAUGCCAAGAAUUAAGCACCAUGAUCAGCCUGAGACUCAACCCUAUCAUCUUCGUGUUCAACAAUCUAGGCUACGCAAUAGAGACCGCGAUCCACGACGGGCCAUACAACUAUUACACGAAUUGGAACUAUGCCUCAUUCGCAAAUAGCCUCUGUAGCCCUUUCCAUGCCGUCUACAACAACCCAUAUUUUGACCACAAUAUCGCGGAGAAUUGUUCGAAUCCUCCGAUGUUCUCAGCGCAGAUCAAAACCACUGCGGACUUAAUGAUAGCCCUUAAACGUGCUGAGCGGGAGCCCAAAAAGCUUGCCUUUCUGGAGUGCUGCAUCGAUCCCAGCGACAUCAGUUCCUCACUUCGUCGCUUUGGCUUGGCUGUUGGCGCUGGAGGCAAGGAGGGCGAGAAUGGCUACACAGACAACAAUUCAUGA